AUGUCUGCAGCUCCUUCCACACCGCAGGCCAAGAACCAGGCCAAAAAGAAGAUGCUCAUGACCGACACCCAGCACGCCGUAGUGCGUCUGCACCCAGGCACCCAGCUGGAGAGCGCUUUCCGGGUCCAUCUCAUGACCGAGAGCCUUGCGGAAGCGAAUCUGAAGACCGGCGACAUCUGCGAGAUCUCGAGCGACGAUGGGACGCUGGGUUAUGGUAUCGCGUGGAGGGCUGAUGAUCGUGCUGGGAAUCGACCAAAGACCAGGCCGGCGAAGAUGACGGAGACAUUCAAGAAUGCAUUCGGCUUUCUCGAUGGGUCCAGAGUCACUGUCUCUCAGACCGACGCCAAGGUCUAUCCUGCCGAGCGAAUGGUCCUGUCAGAUGUCACGCCACCCGAGUUCAACAGUUCAGACGACUUGGAUGCUGGCAAGUGGGAGAUCAGAGUGAAGAGUCUAUUCGUUAGUUGCGAGGCUUUGGCUCCUGGUGUCACUUUUGAAGUUUCAGGAAGCAGAGUCAAGAGCAGGAAGCGAUUCUACAUCGACAGCAUCGACUCCAGGGACGCCCCUGCCGACAGCCCAUCAUUGUUCUCUUUUGAAAGCAACACCGAUAUCAGCUUCCCAGGAGGUAUCGCGGUGGCGCCUACCGCCAUGUCUCAGCCCCGUCAAAAUGAAGGCUCGAACACACCUAACGGGACCGUCAACGGCAUCAUGUCCAACGGCACGAACGGAGGGCGAUCGCUGGCUCCCUCUCCAGCUCCUCCCACACGGUCCCUCUACCAGCUGAAUACUGAACGAAUUGGCGGCUUGCUGAAAGAGUGCGAAAAACUGAACGCGCGGCUCCAGUGGCUAUUGUCGACGGCGGAAGAGCUGAACUGUGCUCGCAAUCGUGUGCCUAACCAUCCGAUCUUGCUCCAUGGGUACGAGGGAACUGGCAAAACGCUGCUGCUUGACCGACUCGCUGAGGCACCGUUUCGCAAAGUGGUUCGCCUUGACCGAGCUAAGCUUCCUGGAGGUACAAUCUCUGCCAACAAGAAGUUUAUAAGAGAUACUUUCGCAGAAGCAGUCAACGAGCAGCCAUCUCUUAUGAUUCUGGACAACCUGGAUCAACUAGUUCCCACCGACGAUGCGCACUACUACUCUGACGUCCUUGGGCCCGAGCUCAAGAACCUGAGGAAGCCCGGCAUGCGAGUCAUGGUAGUCGCAGCAGCAAAGAGCCCGACGAGCAUUCAUCCCUCUCUACUUGGCCCUCAAGGGUUCAACUUCUCGAUCGCACUGCCUAUUCCGAAUCUAGAGGCAAGAGAGCAGAUCUUGAACGUGCUGCAGGAGAAACCGACAUAUACGAAGAAUCCCCUUUCCACCAUCAUUGCGGAACGAACCCAUGGAUAUACCGCAAAAGAUGUAGCCGCUCUCCACGAUCUUGCUGUCAACCACGCCUUCGAUCGCUUUUGGCAUGAAUGUGCGGAGCAGGCGAUGAGCCGAUCGCCGACACCACCAGCGUACGAUGACAUUGUGCCGCGACUUGACGGAUCUUCCGCAGCUCCAAGCACACCUAGGUCGCAGCCUUCACCGGAGCCGACACUCAAAGAUUUCGAGAUUGCGCUUCAAGAAAUCAAACCGGCUGCUCUCCGCGAAAUCUUCACUGAGAAGCCCAAGACGAAGUGGACCGACAUUGGCGGUUCGGACAGCGUCAAGGAACGAUUCGACGAGGCUAUUGAAUGGCCACUACGACACGGAGACCUCAUUCAAAAGCUCGGCAUCCAAAUGCCUAAAGGUGUCUUGCUCUAUGGUCCUCCAGGAUGCUCCAAGACGCUCACCGCGCAAGCCGUCGCCAACACCUACAACUUGAACUUCAUUGCCAUCAAGGGUGCCGAGCUCAUUAGCAUGUAUGUGGGCGAAUCUGAGCGAGCAGUGCGUGAAAUCUUCAGCAAAGCCAGGCAAGCAGCACCCUGCGUGAUCUUUUUCGACGAGAUAGACGCUAUUGGCUCUGAGCGCGACAGUACCGGAACGAAGGGUUUGAAUGUCCUCACCACGCUCCUGAACGAGAUGGACGGGUUCGAAGCGCUGGAGAGGGUGUUCAUCCUCGCCGCCACCAACAAACCAACUUCACUCGAUCCCGCAUUACUGCGCCCAGGGCGCUUCGAUAGCCACGUGUACGUGGGCCCACCCAACGAGAUAGCGCGCAAGGAGAUAAUCAUGCUCUCCACGCGCGGCGCUACCCUGGCCAAGGACGUGAACUUCGACACCCUGGCCGCGGAGCUCGAGGGCUGGUCGGGCGCCGAGAUUGUGAGGAUUUGUCAGAAUGCAAAGUUCCCUGACCUCAGGAGAAGGCUGAAAGGUGAGGAGGAUACGCGCGUGACGGCGGCGGACUUUGCGAGCGCGCGCGCGGCGGUGAGCAAGGGUAUCACGCCCGAGAUGUUGGAGGAGUUUGAAGCGUUCACUUCGAGGUUAUCCCAGGAAUAG
This is a messenger RNA of Zasmidium cellare ATCC 36951, 2457 nucleotides long. RefSeq lists its product as uncharacterized. Gene Ontology annotation, molecular function: ATP hydrolysis activity; ATP binding. The transcript has 2 exons. Gene Ontology annotation, cellular component: cytoplasm. Lineage: Eukaryota; Fungi; Ascomycota; Dothideomycetes; Mycosphaerellales; Mycosphaerellaceae. The record is from RefSeq and is a predicted model, not a curated record. The coding region runs from base 1 to 2457 and encodes 818 amino acids.